AUAAAACAUCAUUAAAAUUGUUCAUUGUUCACAGUUCACUGAGCAGGCUGCCGACAUGUUGCUGUUUGCUGUAUUUCUGGUGAACGUGGCUUUCGGAGCUGGGUUCUUUUGCAAUUUUGAGAAAGAUCUCUGUGGUGGCAUACAAAUGAAAUCUCCUAAUGACCAAAUGAAUUGGGAUCGCCGGAGGACUCCAACGCCGUCUGGUGGAACAGGACCAUCAAUUGGAUACGGAGGAAAAGGAUAUUACGCCUACAUAGAGACAUCCAGACCUCGCCAACCAGGAGACAUUGCCAAAUUAGUGUAUAGGCCCAAUCUGGGGAAUAGAGGAUCAUGCAUCUCGUUUUACUAUCAUAUGAAAGGACGUCAUAUUGGAGAACUGAAUGUGAAAGUCAACGGGAAAAUAGCAUUCGAGAAAACUGGUCCGCAAGGUGACGCCUGGAAAAAGGCGGAUGUCAGAGUGGAAGAAACAGCUCGAAUAGUUAUCUUUGAAGGAAUCCGUGGAGGAGGCUGGCAGGGCGACAUUGCUUUAGAUAAUAUUAAAAUAGUUGGUUGCGGAGGAGGUGGAAUCAAUCCCCCGUCCCCACCAAAACCAGGUCCGCCGAUAUCUCCCCCUAAAGGUGGUUGUGGCACACGUUCGUCUGUCAGGAUCGUCGGAGGCUCUGCUGCCAAGCAUGGAGACUGGCCGUGGCAGGCGAUGCUGCGAACCAGCUUUGGCCAACCGUAUUGUGGAGGAACUUUAGUAAAUCCAUAUUGGAUCGUUACGGCAACCCAUUGCGUCAGUGGAAAGCCACCCAGUCAAGUUUUUGUCCGUCUUGGCGCACAUAGUCGUGUAAAAGAGGUUAACACUGAACAGGACUUUAAGGUCACCAAGGUUAUUACACAUCCACUCUAUCACAAACCAAAAAGUUACAGCCAUGACAUAGCGCUCUUAAAAUUGGACAAACCAGCUCGGCUAAACAGUUACGUGAAUAUUGCUUGUCUUCCUGAGACUAUCGAAGCACCCGUAGAAGGAAAACACUGUUGGAUCACAGGCUGGGGCAGACUAUCGUCUGGGGGUGCAACACCAGAAGACCUUCAACAGGUUUCUGUUCCAAUUGUGGGCCCCACCCGCUGCGAGAAAGCAUAUCCAAAUAAGAUCCAUGAUUCAAUGAUCUGCGCAGGGGUGGAUGAAGGAGGCAUUGAUUCCUGUCAGGGGGAUAGUGGUGGACCAAUGGUAUGCGAGAGUGACGGCCGAUUUUACUUGCAAGGCGCUACCAGUUGGGGAUAUGGGUGCGCCGCCGCUGGAAAGUUUGGUGUUUACGCUAAAGUCAAGUACCUCCUGCCUUGGCUCCAAGAGGAAAUGCGGCAAAACUGAAAACGUGGGCUGAAUAAAGAAAAAACCAUAUUGAGAAUUGAUAGUCUCAUUGCUCGUAUAACCCAAGAACUUAAUAUCAAAGGAUGUAAUAGUUAAAGAAGAUGCCAAUAAAUACUGAUCUGAUAUUAA
Messenger RNA from Stylophora pistillata, 1483 nucleotides. Its product is annotated as trypsin-3. Gene Ontology annotation, cellular component: membrane. The record is from RefSeq and is a predicted model, not a curated record. Gene Ontology annotation, molecular function: serine-type endopeptidase activity. Gene Ontology annotation, biological process: proteolysis. NCBI's taxonomy places the organism in Eukaryota, Metazoa, Cnidaria, Anthozoa, Scleractinia, Pocilloporidae.